AUGGAUAUUCUUGAUAACGGAUCUACUGCAGGACGCCCUUUAAAACCAGAUUCACGAUGUUCUAUUUGUUUUGAUGAUGUAGCCAAUAAAUGUAAUACAAACGCAUGUUUACAUUUGUUCUGCUUUGAAUGUUUAAAACGAUGGUCAGAUUCUGAACCAACUUGUCCAUUAUGUAAGAAAACAUUUAAUCAUAUUUAUCAUUCAUUUGGUGAUCAGGGUGUCCAUGAGACAUACACUGUUCCUAUAAUGGACAGACUACCAUGUCCAACUCCAACAAGUCCUAGAAGUCCAAGUCCAGAUAACGUACAACCAUUUAGUGAAAUGCCAAAUGGUAACAGAAUGUUCAGUAGUACGAAUUCCAUUGAGAUUAUUAACCGUGAACACGAGAGAAUGAUGAGUACUUUGUGGAGUAUAUACGAUCUGGACGAAGUGGACAAUAAUUAUGAUCAAUUGUAUCAUCAUCCAUCUCAGAACUUUCCACCUCUUACUUCACAAAGACAAAUCAUUGGUCAAGCAAUCAGAAUGGAAGUGUAUAUUGAUAAUCUGUGGGCUGAACCGUUACCUGAUACAACUGGCCGGUUUAGACAUUGUAGCCCAGCUUUCUAUAGAGAUAAUCCAACACAAAUGUACAGAUUGCAUAAAUUCAUUCUAAGAGAUGUCGUUGCCAUAAGACAAUUAUUAAGAUUAGAGGAAGAGGGUCAGUCCUUGCCUUUCCCGGAGAGUACUGAUAUUAAAGUGACAAUUAUGAUAAUGCGAUUACUAGUGGCUUUUGGAAUAAGAGAGUUACACUUGUUUAACAACUUAAGGCCUUUUUUGGAUCCACAUGCACUACAAUUUUUCCAUGAAUUAUACAAUUUCGCUAUUAGUCCCUAUGAUAUAAGUGUCUAUGAUCAAAAUGUUCAAUAUACUUAUCGGACGCAUGUUAGUGAUUUGACUGCUCCAAUUUAUCAGGAACCAUCACCACCAAUCAAUGUUGUUGGUGAAACCGCUGCACUUGAGUUAGAUAAUGUAGAAGUUAGAGUUAAUACUGAUGCCUCUGAUGAUGAAAUUCUAAGUCACUACUUCCGCUCUAUCAAUCUACUCAAUUCUGCCUCUAUAGACCAACCAUCUACAUCUUCUGGAAAUCGGGGUUCAUUAGAUCGACCAAUCAACAGGUAUUAUUUAAGGGGACGAAGAACAUCUAGUUCUGAAUCUGAAUAUGGUAGUUUACCUCGAAUAUCAUUUCAACCUCAAGUAAGAAGAGGGAGUCCUAAUUGAUCAGAUGAUGAAACUACAAUAAUUGCUACUCAAGUAUCUCAAAAAGCUCGUAUAAAAACUCAAGAUAUUAAUAACAAAAUGAAAAAAAAACAAAAAUAA
This is a messenger RNA of Metopolophium dirhodum (rose-grain aphid), 1356 nucleotides long. RefSeq names its product E3 ubiquitin-protein ligase Topors-like. Gene Ontology annotation, molecular function: ubiquitin protein ligase activity; metal ion binding. Gene Ontology annotation, biological process: protein polyubiquitination; protein monoubiquitination. NCBI's taxonomy places the organism in Eukaryota, Metazoa, Arthropoda, Insecta, Hemiptera, Aphididae. The record is from RefSeq and is a predicted model, not a curated record.